AGUCAGAAAACGAAACGGCUGCCCUCAAGGAGUGAGUUCGUCAGAGAUAAGCUUUAAAGGGCCGACGCGUCCUCGUGUGCAGCAACUCAUAAAGUAUGAUUCGUUUCCAGUCCAAAGUACAGCAGCAUUAUUUUCAAAGUAAAACAUCUACACAAAACGAAAAGUUUAUCCCAAGUGGUUAUGCAUCGUUUCAAGGGUAUAUGUAGCGUUUAGUACCAAUGACAGGGUACGAUGCAGUUCUCUAAAUACACUUUAUCUGUACAGUCAGUAAACACAGCAGGCAGACUUUGGACUGCUCAAACCCCCCGUCCUCUCCCCUCCCUUGUCCGCUCAGCUCUAGUUGCACAGAGUUCCGUGUCAGCUGAAACAUGGACACCAAAGACUUCGACUGCAUCGUCCUGGGAGCCGGGAUCCAAGGCUCGUACACCGCCUACCACCUCGCCAAAAACAAGAAGAAAACUCUGCUAGUCGAACAGUUUGUUCUGCCCCACUCCCGGGGCAGUUCCCACGGACAAACGCGCAUUAUCCGGAAAGCCUACGAGCAAGAUUACUACACUCGCAUGAUGUCAGAGUGCUACCAGCUCUGGGCACAGCUGGAGAAGGAGGCUAACGUUCAAAUAUACCGGAAUACAGGGAUGUUGGUUCUGGGUAAGGAGGACUGUAGUGUAUUCCAAAGUCUCAGAGGAACACUGCUGCGGAACAACGUCCCAAUGGAGGUCCUCUCUCCCGAGCAGUUUGCAAGCCGCUUCCCCUCCGUCCACCUCCCCCCAGGGGAGUCUGCCGUGAUCGACAAGACUGCGGGAGUCCUGUACGCCGACCGAGCCCUGAAGGCCGUUCAGGAUCUGUUCCGCAGGCUCGGAGGCGUGAUUCGUGAUGGGGAGAAAGUAGUUGACUUCACACCAGGGUCUCCCAUCACCAUGACAACAAACUCCGGAGUGUAUCGCACAAAAAGCCUGGUAAUUACCGCGGGACCUUGGGCAAAGAGUCUGCUUGCAUGCACGGGACUACAGCUACCACUGCAGGUCUUAAGAAUUAAUGUCUGCUACUGGAAGGAAAAGAUCCCUGGUACAUAUGGGAUAGGCAAGCACUUCCCCUGCUUCAUUGGCGUGAAGCAGCAUGGAGCAAAACACGACAUCUACGGCUUGCCAUCCAACGAGUACCCAGGACUGAUGAAGAUUUGUUAUCACAGUGGCAGCGAGACCGAGCCAGAUGAAAGAGACAGGCAGACUUCCCGGGAGGACAUUGCCGUCCUCUCCAACUUCGUUUCCAAAUCCUUCCCAGGGCUGGACCCCACGCCUGCCGUAGUGGAACAGUGCUUGUACACGGUCACUCCGGACUCGGAUUUCAUUCUGGACCAGCAUCCCAGGCACAGGAACAUCAUCAUUGGGGCUGGAUUCUCAGGCCACGGCUUCAAGCUCGCUCCGGCUGUGGGGAAGAUCCUCUGUGAGCUUGCCCUGGGGAAGACCCCGUCCUUUGACCUUUCACCUUUCAGAAUCAAGAGGUUCCAGCCCCACCUGAAAUCUGCCCUGUGAAGCAGGAUGCUGGGGAGCACAGCUGCCUCUGGGUGGCAGGUUCAGCAAGGUUCCAAGGGUUAAAACAAGUCCUGCCCUUAACAGUAGUUCUGUAUAACCAAACACUGCUGAUUAAUUCAUAGGAUGCACUUCAUCUUGAAAUAGCGCUUGUUCUGGGUGUGACAGCGCUGUCGUUCUAAGUGGUUCUGGGAUGGGGUGCCAUGGUAACGGUACAUGUGUUCAGCGUUUAAAAAAAAAAAAAAAAAAAAAAAAGUCUGUUUUUUCAUUUUCACAUUUGCUUGGUUUCCAAACAGGAAAUUGAUGUCGGCGCUCCUUUAUCUCUUAUUUCCUCUCCCCGUCUCUUGGUUGGCCAGGAAAACUCAAGAGUGGGGCGGGGGUAUUUUCACAAUGCUUUGCUGUCAGAGCUGUUCCCCUCUGUAAAGGUUUUACUCAGCAGUCACUGUUAAGAUUGAGAAGGACAGCAGUCCUCAUUUUAAAUGUGAUGAAUGAUACUGUGUUUCUCUCAGCGUGAUCACUGUGCUAUCCAUGUGCAAUGUGUAACUGAACUCCUAUUGAUGCACUCAGUAAAUUAAAAGCAACAUUAGGCAGGGUUA
Polyodon spathula (Mississippi paddlefish) is the source of this 2125-nucleotide messenger RNA. RefSeq names its product pipecolic acid oxidase (gene pipox). NCBI's taxonomy places the organism in Eukaryota, Metazoa, Chordata, Actinopteri, Acipenseriformes, Polyodontidae. The transcript is spliced from 8 exons. Gene Ontology annotation, molecular function: L-pipecolate oxidase activity; sarcosine oxidase activity; flavin adenine dinucleotide binding. The record is from RefSeq and is a predicted model, not a curated record. Bases 369 to 1532 code for a protein of 387 amino acids. Gene Ontology annotation, cellular component: peroxisome.